This is a messenger RNA of Leopardus geoffroyi (Geoffroy's cat), 624 nucleotides long. RefSeq names its product serine peptidase inhibitor Kazal type 14 (putative) (gene SPINK14). The transcript has 5 exons. The record is from RefSeq and is a predicted model, not a curated record. The coding region runs from base 148 to 438 and encodes 96 amino acids. Lineage: Eukaryota; Metazoa; Chordata; Mammalia; Carnivora; Felidae. Gene Ontology annotation, molecular function: protein binding.
ACCUGCUUCUUAAAAGAGGCAAGAACCACAGAGAACAUGCCACGUCUCUCUUCCUUUCUCUUCUUUCCAAGUGAUUGUACUAGAGGGGAACAUCCCAAGGCAAUAUCUCAGAGCAACACUCUAAGGACAUAAGCACCAGGAGGAAAAAUGACCAAAUGUCAUCCAGUAUUCUGCUCGCUUUUGUUCUUCAUCCUGAUACAUGGGGCAUUACCUUCUGAACCUCGACACUGGUGGCCACCACAUGGAGCUGUUAAGGUGAAAUGUCCAUAUAAGAAAGUAAACUUGAGUUGGUUCACUGGAACAGUGAACCCCUGCCCUGGUUUAUAUCAACCCAUCUGUGGCACUAAUUUUGUCACCUAUGAAAACCCCUGCAUCUUGUGUGUCGAGAGCAUGAAAUCUCAUGGGAAGAUUAGGUUUCAAAAUGAUGGAAAAUGCUAGCUGAGUGAACUUGGAUGUCAAAGAAGAUAUCUUUUUUUCUCUAUCAUGACAACCCUUCCUUGCAUUUGAUAGUGACAGAGACCUGCCCCUGCUGUGCUUGUAUCAGAUAACUAAAGGUUCCUUCCUUAGACUUCUUUCCUCAUUGAUGCACUGCCUUCCAUAUUCUAAUAAAUAAACUUUUCUGGA